Molecule: messenger RNA, 1710 nt
Organism: Penicillium bovifimosum
Lineage: Eukaryota; Fungi; Ascomycota; Eurotiomycetes; Eurotiales; Aspergillaceae
Product: rRNA (cytosine-C5-)-methyltransferase RCM1
Exons: 2
Coding region: 1-1710 (569 amino acids)
Biological process (GO): rRNA base methylation
Cellular component (GO): nucleolus
Molecular function (GO): methyltransferase activity
Source: RefSeq, a predicted model, not a curated record
AUGUCGCUAUACUUUGAUGCGGUUGCUAUCUUGAAUGCACCCUCCUCAGGGGGCUCGUUCAAGUCCCGAAUUUACAGCGCUCGCAACCUCCGCGCAUCACCUGCGCAGAUCUAUGCGCUGGUCACCGAGGCUGCGAAAUGGGACACCGUGCUGACGGAGGUUAUUGAUAAAUCUGGCAUCCUCGCCCUAGAGCGCAAGCUUUCUCCGCUCCUCGCUCUUCUCCUCGUCCAUGACCAUCUACUUGCGAAAAAGGGCAUUGCAGCGCCUGCGACUCACACACUUCGCCAAACUGUGGAGCGUCACAAAGUUCGGCUCCACGCCGAGUUCACCAAGGCGCGCGUGCGUCGUGGGUGCGCCACCGUCGAGCAAUUCAAGGCCACGAUCCUUCGCGAGAAACGACUGGCAGAUGGAACCAGCCAUUUCAUUUACCCCCGCUGGGUGCGCAUUAACAACAUCCGCACGACGCUGGAAGAGCAGCUCAACACAACUUUCAAGUCAUAUCGUCGGGUAGAGAGUUUGGCAGAACUGGCCCCAGACGAUGAGCUUGAAACCCGCAAGCCCGAGCCUCGAUUGUUCAUCGAUCCUCAUAUUCCGGAUUUGGUGGCUGUUCCAUUCGGCGCAGACUUCACUUCGUCAUCUGCCUACAAAAAUGGAGAAAUUAUUCUCCAGGACAAAGCGUCCUGUUUCCCAGCCUAUCUCCUGUUGGGCGACCGCGGGCCCAAGGACGCAUGGGAGGGCGAUCUGGUCGAUGGCUGUGCCGCUCCAGGAAACAAGACGACACACUUGGCUUCGCUUAUAGCCAAACAAUACAAGGAAACGACGAAAAGCGGGCCGAAGAUCUUCUCCAUGGAUGCAUCUACCAUGCGUUCCAAAACACUUCAGAAGAUGGUAGGGUUAGCUGGGGCUGAUUCAGUCACCGUGCUGCAAGGCCAGGACUUCCUCGCUCUCGACCCAGAAGAUGAACGUUUUGAGAACGUGACCGGGUUACUGUUGGAUCCUAGUUGCUCUGGUAGCGGUAUUAUCGGUCGUGAUGAUGUCCCUCACUUCACAUUACCGACUGCGGGAGCACCCAAGGCACCCAAGUCCCAUGGAAAGAAACGAAAGCGCAAUGAAACCGCCGACGAACCCGAGGGUGAGCAGUCUAAGGCUACCAUGGGAACUCCGCAGGCCGCGCCCACAGAUGAGAAUGACAUCCCAGAUGGGACCAUCGACCCAGAGCGACUGAGCAAACUCGCAAGUAUCCAAGCACGGAUCGUUGAGCACGCCCUCAGUUUCCCCAAUGCUACCCAUGUGACCUACAGUACUUGUUCUAUCCACCUGAUCGAGAAUGAGGGUGUUGUGGCUCGCAUCUUGAGCACUCGAGUUGCCCAAGAGCGCGGCUGGCGCCUUCUUCGGCGCGACGAACAGCCCGAUGGCUUACGUCGAUGGAAGAAACGAGGUGUGCGGGAGGAGCAGCCAGCGGAGGGGGAGACAGGGCCAUCAGGCACCGUCGAUCUUUCCGACGAAGCAUUAGAGGCGUGCAUUCGAUCCUGGCAAGGUGACGCAGAAGGCCUGGGAGGGUUUUUCGUCGCCGGAUUCAUCCGUGAUCCCGAUCAUGCUACUCCGGCCGUUUCAGUGAAGAAGGACCAUAAGAGCCAUCAACAGCCGGAGGAGCAUGACACGAGUGAAGACGACCAAGAGGUUUCAGACUGGGAUGGAUUCUCCGACUAG